Dentiscutata erythropus is the source of this 1184-nucleotide messenger RNA. NCBI's taxonomy places the organism in Eukaryota, Fungi, Glomeromycota, Glomeromycetes, Diversisporales, Gigasporaceae. The record is from the annotation of a GenBank genome assembly.
AUAAACAAGAAAUUCGACAUGAUCAGGUAAAUUACGUUUGGAAAGAGGCUGCAUUUAAAGCAAGAUUAUAUAAUGAUCAUAUGAAAAAGUCACUAAAAGAAUGGCGUGAUGAUCAACUAAGAUUCAUCAAAGAAAAUAAGAUUUUAACACCUGUAGAAACGCAAUAUCUUCUUAAUGAAAUAACCAAGGUUAGAGAAGCUGUAGAUGCAAAAAAUAAAUCCAAUGAAAUAUUUAUAUGUUCUAUUUGUAACUUAGCAAAAUAUUCAAAAAUCUAUUGUGAACAUUAUGAGAGUCCUAUACCACAUUGCAUUAUUGAAUGGGUAGAAUUUUGUGAAUUAACAGAUAUUGGGUUUUUAGCAGAGGGUGGAUUCGGAAAAGUGUAUAAGGCAAUCUGUACACGCGGCAAUAUCAUUGGUUGGAACGAAGCAGAAAAUACUUUUGUACGAGAUUCCAAGUCCAGAAAGGUAGCACUUAAGGUCUUUAAUGGAGAUGGCCUCCCUGGGGAUGAAUUUUUUCAAGAAGCACAAUGGCAUCAAGAUUUAACAAGAAAACGAAAUCUUAGGCCUUGUGUCAUUAGUAUAUUAGGUUUCACAAGGAAUCAAGAAGGCAAAUAUAUGAUUGUUUUAGAUUUCUGUGAAGGAGGUGAUUUACGAAAUUAUCUCCAAAAACAUUAUAAAGAAAUGAGUUGGCAGGAAAAAGUGAAAGUUGCUUGGGAUAUUUCACUUGAUAUAUAUGGGAUUGUUGAAUAUGGAUCAGUUCAUGGCGAUUUACAUCCUGGAAACAUACUUUUAUUAAAUGAAAGUAUGAAUAAUGACUGGUAUAUUUCUGAUCUCGGGACGUAUCCAUAUUUGGCCAAUGAUAUUAUAUGCGGACUUCGACCUUCUAUAAUUCCUGGAACACCAAAGAAAUAUGCGGAUUUGAUGCGUAAAUGUUGGGCUAAGGAUCCUCAUGAUCGCAUUUCCGCAAAGGAUGCUGUCCAAAUUCUCCGAGUAUUAUUGAGAGACAUAAUUGAGAAUAAUUUUAUUGAUGAAUACUCGAUCGAAAAAAAUCAAUCGUGGAAUCAGCCAAAAUUAGACUUUACAGUUUUUCGAACUAGUGAACGAUUAAUUAUUUCAAAUUUGGUUAAUUGUUGGGAUGAAUCACAUUCGAAUUCGAAUAUAUAUGGUACAAAAUCUUUGAAUUAA